Molecule: messenger RNA, 1353 nt
Organism: Adineta ricciae
Lineage: Eukaryota; Metazoa; Rotifera; Eurotatoria; Adinetida; Adinetidae
Source: the annotation of a GenBank genome assembly
AUGGAUUAUUCAGGAUGCAGAUGUAAUGAUACGACAAUAGCCAUGAGAAGUUAUAUUUGCGGUGCUAGUAAUAUGUUUUGUGCAUCUGGUAGCAAUUGUACCGGUUGGAAUAAUAUGUCUAUAUUAACAAUCUGUACUGAUUAUAGUACUACACUUAAUAUUAGUUCUGGUGAAUACUAUGGAAAUCAAACAGUAUCCUUACGCAAUUCAUUUAGUAUUACAUUCAUUGAUAGUCAAUGGUUCGGAAACCUAUAUGUUGGAAAUAAUACUUUGUUUUACCUUACUGCUCAAAUCAAUAUUAAUAUUCGACCAGAUGGGUAUAUUAAUAAUAGUCCCUUUGCUAUAACUCUUCUAAUUGUUUACAAACAAAUUAAUAUUCAACAUGUUCAUGUUGUUAGUAUUAGUGAUUUUGAUGCAUCUGAUUUGAUAAGAUGUCGAUGGGCGAAUACAUCAGGUAAUAUUAAUUCUGCUAAUGAAUGUGGAAGUGUAUGCCAAGGUGUUCCUAAUGCUACUCUUUUCGGUGAUAAUUGUACAAUUGUAUUUACAUUAUCAGUGCCAUAUCAAUAUGCGGUAGUAGCAUUACAGAUUGAAGACUAUUAUAACUCUGCUUCAACAAUACCAAUUAGUUCUACUCCACUUCAAUUCCUUUUUUAUGGUUAUCCUCCACCUGCUGGUUGUAAUAAUCCACCACAAAUCAUUGGUAGUCGACGUUGUAUUGGUGCACCUAUUGGUUUGAACGUUACUGAAUUUAUAACCGCAAAAGUAUUUUGUCCUGAAAAGAAUAUUAUUGAAUUUAUUUCAAAUUCACCAAUCGGUAUGGAAAAGGUAUUAUUACAAAUCCAACCUUUGGUCAGUAUCUAUCAAAUUCUUUCAAGUUGGGUGCGCAAUGCUGAUCAAUACGGUGCACAAGGUUUUUCUGUUAAUGCUAUUGAUAACACUGGUGUUCAAUCGAAUCGAAUCGAUGGUCCAUCACUUUCUUAUGAAGUGAAUGUUGACACUAAUAUAACGUUCUGGGAUUCUACUAAUAAUUCAGUUGCUGCAUCAUUCAAUUGUAGGAUUGCAUCUGAAGUAACAUAUAUUGGUUUUACAAUUUCCAUACGUUUUCCAGUUGCACCAUGGAUUGAAGGACAUUCUUAUUAUGUUACUUUUGAUAGUGAUGCCGCUAGUGGACUUGAACUUUGUGGUCCUCAAUCACAAGCAAUUACUGAUCCAACAUUUUGGGUGUUUAAUAUAUGGAAAUCACCCGUUUUAACAACUAAUAUUACUUCAUCAACACCAAUAACUCUUUCAACUUCGACAACUUCUAUUUUAGUACGUUUACUGAAGUCCUUCUCUUGUGAAUACCUUAGUUAG